This is a messenger RNA of Drosophila biarmipes, 2392 nucleotides long. It is a transcript of the gene ida, whose product is annotated as anaphase-promoting complex subunit 5. Lineage: Eukaryota; Metazoa; Arthropoda; Insecta; Diptera; Drosophilidae. The record is from RefSeq and is a predicted model, not a curated record. Gene Ontology annotation, molecular function: protein binding. Bases 77 to 2347 code for a protein of 756 amino acids. Gene Ontology annotation, biological process: anaphase-promoting complex-dependent catabolic process; protein K11-linked ubiquitination; positive regulation of mitotic metaphase/anaphase transition. Gene Ontology annotation, cellular component: anaphase-promoting complex. The transcript has 2 exons.
UGGCUGCGGCUAUUUAUUUAAUUGUUUACAUUUUGCCGGCAAAUCGAAAAUAGUAGUUUAAGCACUUAAAAAAGCGAUGAAUCUGUUCGAGGAGCUGGACACCUUGGACCCCUCCUCAAAGAUCGAGCCUCCUCGCAUUGAGACGCCCACGGCGCACAAAAUAACCGUGCUUAUACUGCUCAAGCAAUAUGUGAUUAAUAAAAAGUCCUGCUUGGAUACGGGGAUAUCCAUGCGCACCCAGCGACGUCGGAUGUUCUAUAUGCUGGUUUUCAAGCUCGUCCAGGAGGCGGAUAAGAGCUACAAUGAGCUCCAUAGCCUACUGACCACAGGGAAAUAUAAACUGGACACUCUGAUGCUGGAGUCCUUCGAGAAAGCCAUGUCCGAGUUCUGUGCGGGCAGCAUUGAGUCCCUGUUCGAUUUCACCGAGAUCCAGAACAUCGACGAGAUUCUGAACGAAAACUAUGGCAUUAGCCAGUUCAGCAUGGUGGGCCUUUAUGUCCGGCGGGUGGGCGUAGUUCUGGAGCGCCUCAGUUUCCCCGAGAUGAUGGAUAUGUACAAGAACAUCUGCUCCUACUAUGAACGCGGCGUUCGAGCUGCUGCCUCGGGCUCCAGAAUGGCCAUUGCUGGAGGGAUCCUCCACAGGGAGGAGACCCCUCCUCCCAAUCAGAUAGCAGACAAGCCUGCGGAUCCUGAAGCUAAGAAAAAAGAGGAGGCAUUAGCUCGUGUUGCUCAAGAACGCAAUGCCCUAAGCAGGUGGGCGCCUAAGCAGGCCAAGUUCUUCAUCAACAAGCAGUCGGAACUCCUGGAGAGCAACGAACGCAAGGCCUUGUCGCCCGUGGAGCUCCAAAAGAAGGUGCAGGAGAUCAUACACGACCUGCCACUGAUAACCACUCCCUAUUUCCUGGGCUAUAUGAACCAAUUAAGGGUCAGGGAUUAUUAUAACGCACUCUCUGCGCUCCACAGAGCCCUGGACAGGAGUCCCGUGAGGCUGAUGAGCCAGGAGAAGGGCUACCAAUACUUUUGCGUCAAUCUGGCCGUGCUACAUGCUACUUUUGGUCAUCGUGACGAAGCUCUAGCGGCGCUGAGGGAAAGCAUCAUGUUGGCCCAGGAGCACGGUGACAAAAGGAGUCUCAAUCUGGCCAAUACAUGGUACUGCCUGCUUAGGGAUGAGCUGCCAUUAUCCGCUGUGCAAAAGAGCGUGCAAGAGGCCAAUGAAGUCGAUGGUUCCCUCCUGCAAAACUACACGCUAGCUCUCCAUUUUGCUGUUAAGCUGGGAACUGUGGCUGGCUAUCAGCCCCUGCGACUCUUCGAUCUCCUCCAGCACAGCGAUAAUCUCACUAAUAGAAACAACUUUGCGGACCACGCAUCAGAGGCUUUGGCUUUGAGGAGUGCAGUGUGGUCUGCCUAUGGUAAACAUGAAUUAGCUGCUUUGUACUCUCAAGUUUUGCUAGCUGCCAGAGAUCGCUUUGGCAAUGCCUCUGCGGGAUUGGGAAGUGCUUUGGCCAGUUACGCCCUAUGGCUUCAGUUGCAGGGAGAGUCUCAGCUAUCCAAAGUACUUCUACAUCGUGCAAAGGAGCGUUUCCCGCGGUUGCCCGGCGCCGAGGGCUGGAUGAUCAGCCAGUGCCAUGUGGUCAUCCAGGCAGGAAUCUACCAGUGUCGUUGGCAUGAUGCGUUGAAGGCCUGCGACCAGCUUUAUUUGCUGGAUCCCUCAGAUGCCAUAAUGCAGCGCGCUUCCAUUUACGUGGCCAAACGAGAGUUCUUCAAUGCCAGGCGCCUGUUGGACAAGCUGGCUGGCCAGGAUAAUUUACCUUUCCUCCUGAGGAUGAGGGUGCAAGUCCUUCUCGGCUAUUGUGGCAUGGCUGACGGGCGCUUUUCCAGUGAAACUACUAUGCUCCUGCUACGCGUGGCCGAGGAUAUGGCCGAAUCUCAGAUGGAUUACGAGCUGGCCCUGGUGGAUCUCCUGUUGGCCCAGCAGUUACUGCUCCUCGGAAUGCCACAGAAGGCGUACCAGGCCAUCAAGCGCUGCAUGCACGACAUUCACAUCAAUGGUGGUCUGUAUGAACGAGCCAAAACCGAUUUCGUCUUUGUUCGCUGCCUUCUGGCCAUCAAUCAAAACAAUGUCGAGGAGCGGAAGGCGCAGCUCGUUAAAUCUCUGGACAUCCUGGAGCGCGCGGCACAAUCAUUCAAGAAACUCUCUGCCCAUGCCAAAGUCUUGGAUGUGUAUGUGUUUCUGGCACAGAGAUUCAACGAAUUCGGGGAAAGGAAUUUACGAAACAAGUAUGCUGGGGAAUUCCGGCGAUACUUUACGGAUCAUCCGAUUCCAAGGGAAUAUCUGGGCAGUCCUUAGUUUCAGUCUGUUGUUAAUCGGUAAAUAAACGCAUUAUUACCAUGA